GUCCAGAGAGGGCUAAAAAGAAAAGACGAGGAGGAAGAAGAAGGAAGCAGCAUUAUAUAUCUAAGCAUUCUCUGCUCUUUGAGAACCUCUCGCAGCCUCUUUCACCCCAGGGUUAUUAGUUUUCGCAAAGUGAUUGGAUGAGCUUGGAUGUGGAAGUGAAGCCAGGAGGAGGUUCACUCUUGUUGUUAUCAUCAUCGUCAUCGUCAUCAUCGUUGUUUUCAUUGUUGCCGUCAUGGCACAGCAACAAUCUUCCCGACUCAAUCGUCUCCUUACUUUGUUGGACACUGGUUCAACACAAGCUACUCGGCUAACUGCAGCCAAACAGAUCGGUGAUAUCGCCAAGUCUCAUCCUCAGGACUUGAGCUCUCUUCUGAGAAAGGUUUUGCAUCACCUCCGUAGUAAAAAGUGGGAUACGAGGGUUGCUGCUGCUCAUGCUAUUGGUGCCAUUGUUCUGAAUGUCAAGCAUACUUCAUUGAGUGAACUGUUAAAUUCUUUAGCAACGAAGUUGGGUGAGGCCGGGAUGUCUGAUAAUGUAGAUGAAGUGGUGGCUUUGCGCAAUCUUCAGUCCAAAAUUCUAGCAAAUGCGCCCUUCAGAAGCUUUGAGAUGAAUAAGGUUUUAGAGUUUGGCGCUUUGUUGGCAUCUGGUGGACAGGAGUACGACAUUUUGAAUGACAAUUCCAAGAAUCCAAGGGAUCGAGUUGCUCGUCAGAAAAAGAAUCUCCGGCGACGUCUAGGUCAAUAGCUUGUCUCCUUCUCUAUUAAUCAAUUUCCAUGGGGAAGUGUUAUUAUUGUCCAAUUGCAUGACAUGU
Messenger RNA from Camelina sativa (false flax), 809 nucleotides. The record is from RefSeq and is a predicted model, not a curated record. NCBI's taxonomy places the organism in Eukaryota, Viridiplantae, Streptophyta, Magnoliopsida, Brassicales, Brassicaceae.